GACCAUUAGCUAUCGAUCCAUUUUCAAUAGAUUUCACUUGCAUUUGGCCGAAUUUAUUGACACCACUAUAUUAUGGAGAUCCUCAGUUCGAUUCAUUACUUCAGUCAGUGAACAUCAAGCAACAAGUGCAAUUUACAAAUAAUCAGUUUUUAUUAAAAAAAAAAUCAUAAUCACUCUAUUUUGGAAUACUCAACAAACACCAAAUCACCAACAAAAUGCAAUUGAAAUCAAUUUUGAUUGUCGUGAUCAUCGGGGCUAUCUACGUUCAUGAGACCGAAGCCGUGGCAAAACUCGCUCUUGUCAAGGCUAAAGUUGCCUUGGUCAAAGCACCACAUGUCAUUGCCAAAGUUUCUGUCGCCAAAGAAGUUUUAGCCAAAAAGAAGAUCGCUGCCGCCAAAACACUUGCUGCUGUUAAGGCUUCCAAAGUGGCUGCACUUAGUGCUCUUACCGCUCCGUUCCGUGCUGCAAAGAGGACACUCGCAUUGAAAGUCGCUGGCGUCAAAGCAUUGAAAGCAAUCAAAUUGGCCAAAAUCGCCAAGACCGCUCUCAUUCUUAAGAAUUUGAAGAAGUCGCCAAUCAUCUUGCCAGUUCCAGUCGCAGUUCCACUCAAAGCUUUGCCAGUGCCAGUGCCAUUCCCUAAACCAGCUUUGCCAUCUUUGCCAAACUUCUUUAACAUUCCAUCUCCAUCACUCGGCGACUCAUUGGGACCAAUCCAAGGAAUCAUCUCUGGUGCACAAAAGGCCAUCAAAACUGCCGGCGCUGGCAUUCCAUUGCUCUCAUCAUUCACCCAAGGCUUCGGCAACUCUGAAUCUAAGGCACCAAAGGAUGUUCCAGCCAUCACACCACCACCUGUGUACCGUUUCGUGCCACGAGUUGAGAUCGAAGUGCCAUCAGUCGUUUACUCAGCACCAGCUCCAAUCUAUUUACCACCAGUCGUUCCAUACGCCUCGGCCGUUCCAGUUGCACCAAUCCACACCCCAGCCAGUACUUAUGGCGUUCCAAACUAAGCAUUCAGUUGAAUUGAUAGUUAUCAAUUGUGUAUUGUAAUUCCUUUUCGUGUA
Sitodiplosis mosellana (orange wheat blossom midge) is the source of this 1061-nucleotide messenger RNA. RefSeq lists its product as uncharacterized. The transcript has 4 exons. The coding region runs from base 216 to 1007 and encodes 263 amino acids. The record is from RefSeq and is a predicted model, not a curated record. NCBI's taxonomy places the organism in Eukaryota, Metazoa, Arthropoda, Insecta, Diptera, Cecidomyiidae.